This is a messenger RNA of Alternaria novae-zelandiae, 1926 nucleotides long. RefSeq lists its product as uncharacterized. Lineage: Eukaryota; Fungi; Ascomycota; Dothideomycetes; Pleosporales; Pleosporaceae. The record is from RefSeq and is a predicted model, not a curated record. The transcript is spliced from 5 exons. Gene Ontology annotation, biological process: actin cytoskeleton organization; muscle cell development. Gene Ontology annotation, cellular component: Z disc; cortical actin cytoskeleton; plasma membrane. The coding region runs from base 1 to 1926 and encodes 641 amino acids. Gene Ontology annotation, molecular function: actin filament binding; calcium ion binding.
AUGGCGCCGCUUGAACAGCAAUGGGUCAAGGUCCAGCAGAAGACAUUCACCAAGUGGCUGAACAGUAAGCUCAAGAUCCGCGAAGUCGAGAUCAAGGACCUCAUCAUCGACCUCUCGGACGGUAUCAUACUCAUACACCUCCUCGAGAUCCUCAGCAACGAAUCCCUCGGCCGCUAUGCCUCCCGACCCAAGCUGCGCGUGCAGAAGUUUGAGAACGUCAACAAGUCGCUCGACUUCAUCCGGAGUCGGAGGAUCCAGCUUACCAAUACCGGUGCCGAAGAUGUCGUCGACGGCAACAGCAAGAUCAUCCUGGGCCUGAUAUGGACCCUCAUUCUGCGCUUCACCAUCAGCGACAUCAACGAAGAGGGUCUCAGUGCCAAGGAGGGUCUGCUGCUGUGGUGUCAGCGGAAGACGGCCUGCUACGAUGAGGUUGAAGUCCGUGACUUCUCUACGAGCUGGAACGACGGACUGGCAUUCUGCGCCCUGCUCGACAUCCACCGUCCCGAUCUCAUCGACUACGACAGCCUAGACAAGAGCGACCACCGCGGCAACAUGCAGCUUGCAUUCGAUAUCGCCUCCAAAGAGAUUGGUAUCCCCGACCUGCUGGAUGUGGAGGACGUGUGCGACGUCGCGAAGCCCGACGAGCGUUCACUCAUGACAUACAUUGCUUACUGGUUCCACGCCUUCUCGCAGAUGGAGCGCGUGGAGAAUGCUGGGCGGCGAGUCGAGAAGUUCGUCGCAAAUAUGCAGGGAGCCUGGCAGAUGCAGAACGACUUCGAGCGACGCAUGCGCGAGCUGCUGGACCAGAUCGCCAAGCAGCGCACACAAUGGGAGGAGGCCAAGUUCGACGGGACAUACGCAGACGCUAGGAACCAGUCGACCGAGUUCACCGCCUGGAAGCGCAAAAGCAAGCGAACAUGGGUAGCCGAGAAGUCGGACCUGGUGGGACUACUAGGGAAUAUAAGGACGAAGUUGGCCACAUACCGGUUGCGACCGUACGAUCCGCCCGCGGAGCUCAGCCUCGAAGCACUGGACAGCGCCUGGACGGGAUUGAUGAAGGCCGAGAGACAACGCUCCCAGGUCAUCAACGAGACAAUUAGAGACAUCAAGAACGCUCUGCGGAAAUCCUUCGCCGACAAAGCAAACGACUUUGCCCUGGCCCUCAACACACUCUCUACAUCGAUAUCAGCGUUGGAAGGCGAUGUUGAGGACCAGCUAGAGCACACAAAGGAGAUCAGCAAGUCGCUUGCACCCCUGGAUGAAUACCUCAACCUCAUAGCGUCCAUCGACGAGCAAUGCGCCGAAGCAAACAUCGAGGAGAACGACUUCACAACAUACACAUACGACGAGCUAGAAUACGAGCUGGGCUUGGUCCGCAGUUCGGUAUCGAAGAAGCUUGCCUUUUUAGAGAACCAGAUGGUGGCACGUAACAUGACCAACCUUACCCCAAUACAGCUUGAAGAGUUUGAAUCAGUAUUCAGGCAUUUUGACCGCGAUGUGUCGAAUUCGUUAGCAGAAUUGGAGUUCUCUGCCGCAUUGGCUAGUUUGGGCUUGGUAUACGACGAAGAAGAAAUGCACGAGAGAUUCCGCGAAACUAGUGGUGGCAAAGACUAUGUUACAUUCGAGCAGUUUAUCCGAUUCAUGGUGGACGAAACCGAGGAUCAAAAUACCGCGGAGCAAGUCUUUGAGUCUUUCAAAGAGGUCGCCGACGGCAAGCCAUACGUCACCGAACUCGACCUCCGCCACUCCCUCGUCCCCGACGAAGUCAUCGACGACCUCCUCUCCACCAUGCCCGAGCACAAAGGCCCAGAUAUGGCAGAAGACCGCGACAUACCCAAAUUCGACUACAUCACAUACAUGCAGCGGUACAUGGGCGCCGACCGCGCCAACGGCACCGCUCCCGAGCCGGAGGUCAACGGCGAGUAG